Messenger RNA from Cicer arietinum (chickpea), 1113 nucleotides. Its product is annotated as large ribosomal subunit protein uL30y. Gene Ontology annotation, cellular component: cytosolic large ribosomal subunit. NCBI's taxonomy places the organism in Eukaryota, Viridiplantae, Streptophyta, Magnoliopsida, Fabales, Fabaceae. Gene Ontology annotation, molecular function: RNA binding; structural constituent of ribosome. The record is from RefSeq and is a predicted model, not a curated record. Gene Ontology annotation, biological process: maturation of LSU-rRNA from tricistronic rRNA transcript (SSU-rRNA, 5.8S rRNA, LSU-rRNA).
UAGACCCAUUUUAAAACCCUAAGUAAGAGCCCAUAAAUCACUUGCUCACUCACUAUGUAAACCCUAAUUUCUCUAUCAUCACUCUUUCACAUUGCCUUCGUUUUUCCGAUUCCGUUGCGUAGAUCCACCAUUGAGAUGGGUGAAGAGGCGAAAUCAAUUGUUCCAGAGUCUGUGUUGAAGAAGCAGAAAAGGGAAGAAGAAUGGGCUUUGGCGAAAAAGCAAGAAAGUGAAGCUGCUAAGAAGAAGAGAGCUGAGAAUCGUAAGCUGAUUUACAGCAGAGCUAAGCAGUAUUCUCAGGAAUAUGAGGAACAGGAUAAGGAAUUGAUUCAAUUGAAACGCGAGGCUAAGCUGAAAGGUGGAUUCUAUGUUGAUCCAGAGGCUAAGCUCGUGUUUAUUAUCCGUAUUCGUGGUAUUAAUGCCAUGGACCCAAAGACAAGAAAGAUUUUGCAACUGUUUCGGUUGAGACAGAUUUUCAAUGGUGUAUUCCUCAAAGUUAACAAAGCAACAAUGAACAUGUUGCACAGGGUUGAGCCUUAUGUGACUUAUGGAUACCCAAAUUUGAAGAGUGUUAGGGAGCUCAUUUACAAGAGAGGGUAUGGAAAGCUAGACAGGCAGCGGAUUGCUCUCACCGACAACUCCGUCAUUGAGCAGGGUCUAGGAAAGCAUGGAAUCAUAUGCAUCGAAGAUCUUAUCCACGAGAUCUUGACAGUUGGACCACAUUUUAAGGAGGCAAACAACUUCCUUUGGCCAUUCAAGCUCAAGGCUCCAUUGGGUGGCUUAAAGAAGAAGCGUAACCAUUAUGUUGAAGGAGGUGAUGCUGGAAACCGUGAGAAUUUCAUCAAUGAGCUAAUCAGGAGGAUGAAUUAAACCUUUCCAGUGCUCAAUCAUCUAGGAAGGGACAAUCAAUAUUUCUUUGUUGGCUUUUAGAUCAAGAUCAGACAUUUACGCAUCUGAAAUUCAUCUGAAAUUUUGAAAAUAGCAGAUUGACUUUUAUAAAUUGUUUUUUCUAAGCUUGAAUUUGGUUUUCAUAUUUUAUCUGAGAUUGAUGAGUUAUGGAUUUAUGAGUAUGAUUUGGUUUAUUUUAAUGCUUAGGUAUCUGUUCUUUUUGUUUGA